This is a messenger RNA of Oenanthe melanoleuca, 2711 nucleotides long. Its product is annotated as zinc finger protein 436-like. The transcript has 4 exons. The coding region runs from base 1 to 1143 and encodes 380 amino acids. The record is from RefSeq and is a predicted model, not a curated record. NCBI's taxonomy places the organism in Eukaryota, Metazoa, Chordata, Aves, Passeriformes, Muscicapidae.
AUGGAUAUCGGCGAGGACAAGCCAGGUCCCGGGGCCAAAGGCGCCAUUUUCGGAGCUUCUGUGAGGGCCCGGGAGUGGCGGCAGCGGUCGGAGCCUGGUGAGGUGGUGGCAGAGCUUGGAGGCGGCCCCGGAGCAGAUUUCCCAAACCUUGGCACCAAGGAGGAGGAGGAGGCCGUGACGAAGAGAAAGAUGGCCCAGGAGCCCCAGGCAGGUGAGGAGGAAGUCAGCGCCCCUUUCCCCCUGUGUCCUGCUCCAUCUCCCAGCCCAGCACGGCCCUGGCUGCAGCACAGCCCCGCUGCCAACGCCCUCCUGCCAGACAAGGAGCUGAGCACGGACACCAGGGAGGACAAAUCCCCGCGGCACAGCCUUGGGCAAGAGGCCAUUGGCAGCAGCUCCACGGCGCAGGAAUCCAAUGGGGAGGAAAAGCCCCACAGAUCCCGCACCGGGAGGGGCUGCAAACGCACAGCCCGGGGAUCCCAGCAGGAAAGACCCAGCCCAGGCCAGGGAGGCGGCCAGAGCUCGGAGCUGGGCCUGCGUGAGCAGCUUCACCAUGGGGAGAAGCCCCACAAGUGCUCAGAAUGUGGGAAGAGCUUCAGGACGAGAUCAGUCAUGAUCGAACACCGGAGAAUUCACACGGGGGAACGGCCCUACGAGUGUGGGGAGUGUAAGAAGAGCUUUAGCCAGAGCUCAACCCUGAGUGUUCACCAAAAGACUCACACCGGAGAGAGGCCCCACGAGUGUGAUAAAUGCAGGAAGAGAUUUCACACCAGCUUCAAUCUCCUCCAGCACUAUCGCAUUCACACAGGGGAAAGGCCCUUCUGCUUCCCUGAAUGUGGGAAGGGCUUCAAUCAAAACUCCAACCUCAUCAGGCACUGGCUCAUCCACACCGGGGAGAGACCCUACGAGUGUGAUAAAUGCAGGAAAAGGUUUGAGAGCAGCUCCAGCCUUCUGAAGCAUUACCGCGAUCACUGGGAUGAGAGGCCCUUCUGCUGCCACGACUGUGGGAACAGCUUCAAGCGAAACUCCACCCUCAUCAGGCACCGGCGUAUCCACACUGGAGAGAGACCCUACGAGUGUCCUGAGUGUGGGAAGAGCUUCUCCAGGAGAUUUACCUUGACCCAACACCAAGAGAGUCUCCACUGAGAGAAGCCUACGAGUGCCCCGAGUAUGGGAAGAGCUUCGUGCACUGCUUCUUGCGCAGAGCUUCGUGGUGGGAAGACAUCUGGCUAGGGGUGUCCACAUCCUCCUGGCUUCCCCUGGCCUGGAUUUUCUUUGCAUUUUUCUUUGUUCUUCCCAAAUACCCAAAUCCAAGUAAAAAUAAAGAAUUUGAGCAAAGAUGUCCUUGGGGACAUGGGGGCAUCUUCCAGGGGAUGUGGGGGACACUGGGUUCAAGAGACUUGAGGGUUCCUAGGAGGGACCUGGGGGUUGCUCAGGGCUUUGGGCCCCCAGGCCCAGCAGCUCCGGCUGUGCUGGGAGACCCUGGCGGAAGUUCUGGGGCAGCUGAUAAAGGACCCCCUGCCCUGACACUGUCCCCAUGUCCCCUGUCCCAGCUCCUGCUGUCCCCUGUCCAGGAUCCUCCUCUCCCCACUGUCACUCCCCUUGCCCCCAGCCCAAUCCUGUCUCACCCUACUCCUGCUCCUGUCCUGCUCCCAUCCCAGUCCAGAUCUCAUUCCUGGUUUCAUUCGCUGUCCAUGUCUCGUAUUGUCUGCCCAGCUGCCUUCCCAGUCCCAUAUUCAUUGUCCUGUUCCCCUUCCUGUAUUCAUAAUCCCAGUCCUAUUCCCAUAAUUCCAUUUCUGUAUUUCCAAUCCCCUUCCCAUAUUCCCGUUCCCAAUCCUGUUCCCCUAUCCCCAUUUCUGUUCCCUGUCCCAUGUUCUAAAUCCCCAUCCCAUAUUUUCUCUCCAAUUGCUAUUUCCAUAUUCCCUCUCCUGUUCCCAUAUUCCCAUUCCCUGUGCCCAUUCCUGGUUGUUGGAGUGGGUAACAAAGGAGCCAGUCCGACUCCCUUCGAGAGAGAACAGAAUGCAAUAAUUAAAUUAAAAACAAACAUUUUGAGAAAUUAAAGUACAUUAAGUCACACAGACAUGAAAUAGAGGUCUAGGCUAUAGUUUUAAGAAAGUAUAAAUAUUAAUUUGCAUAAAUAUGUAGUAGAAGUAUAAAUGUAAGUUUUAAGUAGGUGUGAAGGUUGAUCCGAAGUUUCCCUGAUCUGCCUCAUGACUAUCCAAGAUCAGGGAUUGAGACCCUGGGACCCCAGCGCUCACUCUGGACCUGAGUUCUGGCCUGGCUGAGGUGGAUGCUUGCCAAGGGCCUGUUGUGCAGGUGCGUGCUGUACUGUCACGGUGCACUGCCUUUGAACGGGUACCGGCUGUGAGAGCUACACCUGCUUCUCAGAGCAACAGGCCUCUGCACACAACAGUCCAUAAGUCUUCCCACCUUUUAGACAGAGGCUUCUCACCUUGGAAAAGGAAUAUAAAAGGAUAACUUUCUGAAGAGACUCUGACAUCUCUUUCUCAGUAUGGACGGAAGACGAGUCUAUUGGCGGAAGACUACGAGGACGACGUCCCCUCUGUUGGUACCUAUUUCCCCAUCCUUCUCUCUUUCUCCCUCCCCUUUUACUUCGUUGCCUUUAUCUCUCUCACUCUUGUAUCACAAAACUAAGUUGUUGGCACUCAGUAAAGUGCAUUGUUGCUUGCUGCUGAAUAAAACUUGAGUCCCUU